GUACUCAUGACGCAAUACGCAGGCCCCUCCCCUUACGGGAUACAAGUACGUGAUGAGGAAAGACGUUCCUUCUUUGCUGCGUUUACUGCGAGAAUGAAGACCAUUCUCAGCAAUCAGACUGUCGACAUUCCAGAAAAUGUCGACAUUACUCUGAAGGGACGCACAGUUCUCGUGAAGGGCCCCAGAGGAACCCUGCGGAGGGACUUCAAUCACAUCAAUGUAGAACUCAGUCUUCUUGGAAAGAAAAAAAAGAGGCUCCGGGUUGACAAAUGGUGGGGUAACCGAAAGGAACUUGCUACCGUUCGGACUAUUUGUAGCCAUGUACAGAACAUGAUCAAGGGUGUUACGCUGGGCUUCCGUUACAAGAUGAGGUCUGUGUAUGCUCAUUUCCCCAUCAACGUCGUUAUCCAGGAAAAUGGGUCUCUUGUUGAAAUCCGAAAUUUCUUAGGUGAAAAAUACAUCCGCAGGGUUCGAAUGAGACCAGGUGUUGCUUGUUCAGUAUCACAAGCCCAGAAAGAUGAAUUAAUCCUUGAAGGAAAUGACAUUGAGCUUGUUUCAAAUUCAGCGGCUUUGAUUCAGCAAGCAACAACAGUUAAAAACAAGGAUAUCCGGAAAUUUUUGGAUGGUAUCUAUGUCUCUGAAAAAGGAACUGUUCAGCAGGCUGAUGAGUAAGACCUUAGAGUUGUCCAGCUACAGAAACACAAGAUGCCUAUCAUAGCUAAGACCUACUUGUGAUACUUAAAUGAUGCAAUAAAAGACCUAUUAAUUUGGAACUUUUUCUUAAACCA
Messenger RNA from Sapajus apella (tufted capuchin), 788 nucleotides. RefSeq names its product ribosomal protein L9 (gene RPL9). NCBI's taxonomy places the organism in Eukaryota, Metazoa, Chordata, Mammalia, Primates, Cebidae. Gene Ontology annotation, cellular component: ribosome; cytosolic large ribosomal subunit. The record is from RefSeq and is a predicted model, not a curated record. Gene Ontology annotation, biological process: cytoplasmic translation. Gene Ontology annotation, molecular function: structural constituent of ribosome; rRNA binding. Bases 7 to 672 code for a protein of 221 amino acids. The transcript has 8 exons.